AUGGCCUACUGCUCUUUAUCAAAGGAUGAGAACAGGGUUGAUCAUGAAGUGAGUGGUCUUGAGCUUACACUUUCAGUCAUGGCCUCUUAUCCUCACCCUUAUAUUCCCCUUCUGGAUGCCAAUUUCUCUACCUGUUUCUUCUCGUUGCUCGAUGAAACCAGGGACCACAAGAGGCCUAAACGAGCCACCAGCAUCCCUGAAUCAAUUGGCAGUUAUAGCAGCCUUUAUAGAGGGGGAGGCUCAAGCAGUGAAAGUAUUAUUAGCAGUAUUAGCCACAGCAGCAGCACCGGCAGUCCAAAUAGCCUGAGUAAGCUUUGUUUUCGAGAUCAUAUAAGGACUUAUACUCAGAGAUACCUAGCUGCUGAGGCUGUAGAAGAGGCAGCAGAAGCCAUGACUAAUACAGAAGAAGGUACUGGAAGCAUUAACGAUCAAGAAGAUGGAAGUGCAGAUGCAAUGAAGCUUCUUCAACUUCUUAUUGCUUGCACGGAAGCUGUGGCUUGUCGCGAUAAAUCAUAUGCUUCUGCUUUGUUAUCAGAACUACGAGCUGAUGCAUUGGUGUUCGGCUCCUCUUUCCAGCGUGUGGCUUCUUGCUUUGUCCAAGGAUUAGCUGACAGACUUGCUCAGGUUCAGCCUCUUGGGACAAUAGGCUUUGCCGCACCAGUGAUGAACAUAAUGGAUAAUGCUUCAGAUAAGAAAGAGGAAGCCUUUCGCCUUGUUUAUGAGAUUUGCCCACAUAUUCAGUUUGGUCAUUUUGUGGCAAUCUUUGACUCAUUAGACGCAAUGUUGCCCAAGUACGACACCAGGCGGGCCAAAAUGGAACAGUUUUAUUUUGUAGAGGAAAUAAAGAACAUUGUGAGUUGUGAAGGGCCAGCCAGGAUGGAAAGGCAUGAGAAACUGGACCAAUGGCGCAGAAGGAUGAGCCGUGCAGGAUUCCAAGCUGCACCAAUCAAGAUGGUGGCUCAAGCAAAGCAAUGGCUACAAGAAAAUUAUAAAGUUUGUGAAGGUUACACCAUUGUUGAAGAGAAAGGAUGUCUGGUUCUUGGCUGGAAGUCUAAGCCAAUUGUCGCAGCUUCCUGCUGGAAAUGUUAA
Molecule: messenger RNA, 1089 nt
Organism: Carica papaya (papaya)
Lineage: Eukaryota; Viridiplantae; Streptophyta; Magnoliopsida; Brassicales; Caricaceae
Source: RefSeq, a predicted model, not a curated record